This is a messenger RNA of Mangifera indica (mango), 2866 nucleotides long. Its product is annotated as protein tesmin/TSO1-like CXC 3. Bases 333 to 2633 code for a protein of 766 amino acids. The record is from RefSeq and is a predicted model, not a curated record. The transcript has 11 exons. Gene Ontology annotation, molecular function: DNA-binding transcription factor activity. Lineage: Eukaryota; Viridiplantae; Streptophyta; Magnoliopsida; Sapindales; Anacardiaceae.
AAUAUUUCAGAGGAUGAGAUUUGAUCCUAUAUCGUCUCUUAUAGAUUGAACCCUUCUUGCCACUCAAGCUAUUUUUUAAGGGCAGUUCGUAGAUUUAUUUUUGACUGAAAAGUAAAAUUUGGUUUCCUAAUUAUAACGGUAUCACAAUUAUGAGGCUGAGAUUGGGCCACAGUUUACCAGACCCAACCAACAAACAAUUAAUUUAAUUACUUCUUUCCCGCCUCCGAAAACGCUUUUGUUUAGAAAGUAAAAGUGUUUACUGUUAAGCUGCGAGCUUCAGAGGAAUAACAUGCAGAGAAGGAGCUAUAGCAAGGACUUCAUAGCAACUACUGAUGGACACUCCAGAUAAGAACCGAAUUACUGCUACUUCACUCUCCAAGUUUGAGGAUUCUCCUGUCUUUAAUUACAUCAACAGUCUUUCUCCCAUUGAAUCAGCUAAGUCCAUACACAGUGGUCAGUCAUUAAACUUGCUGAGUUUUAGUUCUCCUUCAUCUGCGUUUGCUUCACCACAGAUCAGUUGCUUCAGAGAAUCAAGAUUUUUACCUAAAAGUAAUCAAUCCCCUGAUCCAUUCAAGCCUGAGCAUCCUCUCUGUGGAAAUGAAAACAAAGAAAGUGAAGGGGAUUCAGAAGUUGCUCAACCAUAUGUUAGGCGUGCUCAACAACUGAAAUGUCUUAUGCCAGAGAAUCCAGCUGAAGAUGUUAUUACUAAGCCGCUCAAUGAAUUCUUUGGGUUAGCUAUUCAGUUGUCAAAAACAAUGAAAUAUGGCUGUAGUAGCCCAGUUAAUAACAUGGUGUCUCAUGAUGUGGUGGAGACAAGCAAGGAGCCAGAAGAGGCAGCUAGAACAUUAUUGUUUCAAUCUAAUGAGGACAACUUGGUAGGGACUCAUGAUUUUGAAACAAAGACAAAUUUGCGCAAAAUUCUUCUAAUUGAGCAAAGUGAAGAAGUAGCAGAAUGUGAUUGGAGCUCACUGAUUUCUGAUUCCUCUGAUCUUCUAAACUCUAAUUCAUCCGUUGUUGAGUAUAAUUUUGAGGAACAAGACCAGACAACAGUGGAUCCUGGAAUGGUGUCUUUCAUCUCAACAGCCGUACAUUCCCAACAAGAUAAUUCCAAUUUUUUAAUGCAAAUGGUAUCCAUCACUCCUUGUGGUUCUUCCAAACAAAGUGAAAUAAGAGAACCAGUAACUCAGACUGGAGAAAUCAAGGAACUGAAGGAUUUGGAUCAGACACCUGAAUUUCUUUCUAGCACUCUUCUGAAUAAGCUAGUUGUUAGUGAUUCAAGAGCAGAAGUGGAUGAUAAGGGAGAAAAGUGUUGCCAGUCUAGCUGCAAGCAGCUUAAGAUAAGAAGACGUUGCCUGGUUUUUGAGAAGGCAGGGGGUCUUAAAAAGCAAGCUGAAAAUGAGUCUGACUGUAGUUCUUCAAUCCAGUUACAAUCUGAUCAUGAAGUGCCAUACAUAGGAAAGCAGUUGGUUCUAGGUAAGAGGGAAAGUAAAUACUCUUCAUCCAUAUUACCAGGUGUUGGAUUGCACUUGAAUGCUCUUGCAACUGCUUCAAAUAAUAGCAAGAUUGUCAAGUUUCAAACUCCUGGAAGGCAAGUAAUAAGUAUGAGAAGUUCCAUGUCCUCCGUUGGUUUUGAGACAUCGAGUCAAAAUCUUAAUGAUUCCUCAAAUCUUCAGUCCAUGGAAAGGGGUUCUAAUCCUUGUGACCAUGAAUUCAAGGUUAUGGGAAAUGCUCUGCAAACAUGCUCAAAUGUUGAUGGUGAAGAAUUUGACCAUACUAAUCCCAAGAGAAAGAGAUACAAGCCAGAGCCUGAUGAUGAAAGUAAGGCCUGCAAGCGCUGCAAUUGUAAGAGGUCGAAAUGCUUGAAGCUUUACUGCGAAUGCUUUGCUGCUGGCCUGUACUGUGUAGAGCCUUGUUCAUGUCAAAAUUGCUUUAACAAGCCUAUUUAUGAAGAUACUGUCAUGGAGACCCGUGGACAGAUUGAAUCUCGUAACCCACUUGCAUUUGCUCCAAAAGUGAUUAGAAGCUUUGACUCUGUUGGAGAUGGGGAUGAAAUUAACAAGACUCCAGCUUCAGCCAGGCAUAAGAGUGGAUGCAACUGCAGAAAAUCAAGCUGCUUGAAAAAAUAUUGUGAAUGCUUUCAGGGUGGUGUUGGAUGCUCUAUAAGCUGCAGAUGUGAAGGAUGUAAAAAUGCUUUCGGAAGAAAGGAUGGAGCUGAUGAUUAUGAGGAUGAAAGGGAAGAAUCAGAAGCCUCCGAAAAUAAUGAAUCAGACACAAAUUCAACUGAGAAUGUGGUCAAGCCGGGUGAAGAAGAGUAUCCAGAUCUUCUGAUGAUACCUUCUGAAGUUACCAGGGGUAAACGCUCAGGAUCAUGUCUUUCUACUUUUAGUCCAUCUCCUAAGCUGUCCACCAGCAUAAAGCUUCGAACAUCUAAUCUUUUCCAUCAGCCCAAGUUUGAAUCGCAACUUCGGGUGAUCCCAGAAGAAGAAACUCUCAAGAAAUUUGAAAGCAACUGCUCACCUACUGGUGGUGUGCAGUCAGCCUCUCCAAACUCAAAGAGGAUUUUACCGCCGGCUAAUGAGACAGGAUCUUCAAAAUUUAGGUACAGAACUAGGGAAUUGACUCUAGACAGGUAACAUUCCCAUCAGCCACCCUGAGAGAAACUCAGUAAUUUUUCUUCAAGGUACUGAGUGUGAGCCAAUUAAAGGUCUGGUAGAUAUGCCUACCUCUAGUUGGUAUGGCAUCUCCAACCACAUAAUACUAAAUAAUUACAUAAAUUUUAAUAUCCUGUAUUAUAUACAUUGGUAUGUCUUGUGUCGUACAAGUUCAAUGAAUUCAUGCAGUGUUCAAUUUGAUCCUGCAAUUUUUA